GCUCUUCUUAGCAACAUUCCAGUGUUUGAAAAUGGCGGACGAGGCACUUGCCAGAGCGGGUCUUCAUUUUGACGAGUUAAAUAAGAUAAGGGUGCUUGAGCCAGAGGUGUCUCAAGAUACCACAGAAUUGAAGGAAGAAUGUAAAGAUUUUGUAGAUAAAAUGGGUGAAUUUCAGAAGAUAGUGGGAUCAUUUAUAGAUAUGGUAGACAAAGUGUCAAAAGAAGUUGAAAAAGAAAAAAUGAAGGCUAUUGGAUCCAGGAAUCUCCUUAAAUCAAUUGCAAAACAAAGAGAGGCUCAGCAACAGCAGCUACAGGCAUUAUUAGCUGAAAAGAAAAUGCAGUCAGAAAGGUUACGAGUACAAUACGAAGCUUUACAAAAGGAAGAGGCAGAGCAAAAUGAAUUUAUUGAACAGUUCAUUUUACAAAAAUGAAACUCUCAACUGGACUGUGAUAUCUUAUUAAAGGAAAGCAAAUUGUAUGUUUUUGUAGCAUGGGAAAGCAGGAAGGUUUUCAUGUAUUCCACAAGUCAAAGGACAG
Molecule: messenger RNA, 536 nt
Organism: Lingula anatina
Lineage: Eukaryota; Metazoa; Brachiopoda; Lingulata; Lingulida; Lingulidae
Product: intraflagellar transport protein 20 homolog
Biological process (GO): cilium assembly; protein localization to cilium
Cellular component (GO): cytoplasm; ciliary basal body; non-motile cilium
Source: RefSeq, a predicted model, not a curated record